AUGCCCAAAGCUGUGCUGCUCCUGGUACUGUGGGCUUUGCUGGGGGAUCUGCCAGCAGCUGAGGGCCGAACUUCUCCCUAUGCCGUAAAACUGUGUGGUCGAGAGUUCAUCCGGGCUGUCAUCUUUACCUGUGGGGGUUCUCGAUGGAGACGGGCUAGAACCGAGGAUGCCUUUGCUGAGGAGUUAGGGGGUGAGUCCCAGGAGACCACUUCAAUUGAAUGGCUGUCCAGUCCCCUCCUGCCACUGUCCAGGGAGCCUGAAGACUUCUACAGCAGCAUGGGAGGCUCUAGCUGGGCUGGGAUGUCCAGGAGCCGGCCAGAGUCAGAGUCUGAGGCCAGGCCUGGCCAGGGCUUCCUCCGGGGUGGUCGGGAUGUUCUGGCAGGUGUCUCCAGCAACUGCUGCAAGUGGGGCUGCAGCAAGACUGAGAUUAGCAGCCUGUGCUAGACUCUGGGGGGAAGGGGAGACUUCAUUUCCUCUGCUGAGUAUUAGACUCAGUGGAGCCUGAACCUCCCCUCCUCUACUCCAGGUCCCUCCUGCUCUCUGCCCCUCCUGAGGCCAAACUCUGGAUCUCUGCUCACUCUUGUCCUCACUUUGUUCUUAAGAGCCUCACUCUAUUUUCCAAUGGUAGAAUGGGCUUCCCUUCCCUUUCCUUACUUUAGCUUCCCUUCUGAUAUUAAAGUCCAGUUCUUUCCCUUUUCUCUUUGUGUGCCCCAUUUUCUAUACUCUCCCUUCAACUUCACACCCCUCCUCUGCUUGGCCCUUGAGCUUAGUGUACCCUGAGCCUGUUUGGGGAAUGGAAAUGGACCCGCCUAGUUCACCCCACCCAUCACCCAUCACAUCAUGUUGGGGGCAGCCAUAUGAGAAUUCUCCCAAGUAAAUGAUUUCUGGCCUAGGGGAAAAAAAAAGCUGUCCUCCGGAAUCAUAGGAGAAAGUUAAAGCUGGGCAAGACCUCAGAUAUAUUCCCACAGCUCCAACCUGGAAUGGUUCCCCAUACAACCUCAUACCCAUGAUCAUUCCACACCAGAAUCAUUCAGUCCCGCAGUGAAACAACACACUUGCUACUCAGCUCUCACUGUGGGGGAUGGGAGAGAGUGAGUGGCUGGGGCUGGG
This is a messenger RNA of Gracilinanus agilis (Agile Gracile Mouse Opossum), 1110 nucleotides long. It is a transcript of the gene RLN3, whose product is annotated as relaxin 3. Gene Ontology annotation, cellular component: extracellular region. Lineage: Eukaryota; Metazoa; Chordata; Mammalia; Didelphimorphia; Didelphidae. The record is from RefSeq and is a predicted model, not a curated record. The transcript is spliced from 2 exons. Gene Ontology annotation, molecular function: hormone activity. The coding region runs from base 1 to 444 and encodes 147 amino acids.